Molecule: messenger RNA, 393 nt
Organism: Dermacentor silvarum
Lineage: Eukaryota; Metazoa; Arthropoda; Arachnida; Ixodida; Ixodidae
Product: protein CASP-like
Exons: 3
Coding region: 1-393 (130 amino acids)
Source: RefSeq, a predicted model, not a curated record
AUGGCUGCAGGCACUCGCUCUUCAGUCCGGUUUUGGAGUGAAUUUGAUCUACCACGUUUAAAGGAGGAACUGGACGUCACGGCCACAGAACUGGUGGACAGACAAGACGCGAGCGAUGCAGCCAGGUGCCGGCUCGUGCAACUCUGCCGGGAAUUCAAGAAGACAGCGCCCCAUGACGUUCGGUGCCUGGUGUCUCCGCUGCUGAGGCACUUCCAGGCCGAAGUGGAUCGCCUGGGAGAGCGUAGCCUGGCUGCCGAGGCCGCCUUCCUGGCGCUCUACAAGAGGCUGCUGCGCGCCGUCUCCGCCGCCCACUCAGGUCAGUCGGUUCUUGCACCUUUUCUCGCCGAUGAUGUCGUGGAGAGCUACGAUGUAAAUGUCAUGCGCUCAGUGUGA